Molecule: messenger RNA, 4623 nt
Organism: Orcinus orca (killer whale)
Lineage: Eukaryota; Metazoa; Chordata; Mammalia; Artiodactyla; Delphinidae
Product: histone H2B type 1-J-like
Exons: 5
Coding region: 15-395 (126 amino acids)
Cellular component (GO): nucleosome
Molecular function (GO): protein heterodimerization activity; structural constituent of chromatin; DNA binding
Source: RefSeq, a predicted model, not a curated record
AGUUGCUUUUCAUCAUGCCGGAAGCAGCUAAAUCUGCUCCUGCUCCGAAAAAGGGCUCCAAGAAGGCGGUAACUAAGGCACAGAAGAAAGAUGGUAAGAAGCGCAAACGCAGCCGCAAGGAGAGUUAUUCCAUCUAUGUGUACAAAGUGCUGAAGCAGGUCCAUCCGGACACCGGUAUCUCGUCUAAGGCCAUGGGCAUCAUGAACUCGUUCGUCAACGACAUCUUCGAGCGCAUCGCGGGCGAGGCGUCGCGCCUGGCGCAUUACAACAAGCGUUCGACCAUCACAUCCAGGGAGAUCCAAACGGCCGUGCGCUUGCUGCUGCCCGGGGAGCUGGCCAAGCACGCCGUGUCCGAGGGCACCAAGGCUGUCACCAAGUACACCAGCGCCAAGUAAACAAGAAUGUACACUCAUCAUGACAUGAAAAAUAAAGAAAGGAAGAAAGAAAAAAAGUUAUUUUCUUUCACCAUCUCCAUCCCACACUAAUGGUAACCGAGUCCUGUAAAUAAACGGAACAUAAAUGAUUUUUGUUUCUUGUUGUGUCAUGUGUCACGUUAGCCUCCCAUCUUCUCCAUUAAUCCAAAUAAUUAGAUGAUAAUUUCCAAGCUAAAUACUUUUUUGGUUGUUUCUUUGUCUUUUAGUGUAUAGCAAUCAGAAUAAAAUCUGUGGAAGAAGGAGAGGGAUUGGAAUAGAAGAGGUCACAAAUCAGGAUGAUGCCUUGACUAUUGCCUUAGAUGAACCAGCUGGUUGUAAAGGACUUUUUUUCAAGAUGUUAGUAAUUGUUGAAGCAUGUCUGAUGGACACCUGGAGUCAACAAGGGGUGACAAUGAGAGGAAUCAAGUGCUGGCAAAGAGAAAUUCCGGCAACUGAACUAAGGGAACAAGAAGGCCAUUUGCACAAGGGAGGAGCUCAUAGCAGCAGCGGUCCCCUCCUCCCAUCUCCCAGGCUCGACAAACAAGAAACGCUAUUGCCAUCUUGUGGCCCUUUAAGAAAAUGUAGCUAAUAUUGUUUUGUGGUUUCUACUAGGCAGUCCAUUGCUAGGGUUUAAUAAUUGCAUAUAUAAAUAAUACAAUAAACAAUCCUAUUUCAAACACAGUCCUCAUCUGCCCAGUUCCCCCAUCAAUAACAAAGAACCACGUUUAUUAGUUUCCUGUGUACCCAUCUGGAAUUUCUUUAUACAAACACAAAUAUGUAAGUGUGGAUUCUAUUCUGUCUCCAUUAACAUAAAUGGCCAAUGGCUAUAUUCCUCUCACGGUUCUGCCCCUUGCUUUUCUCAUUAUCUAGCUUGGAGUUCUUUCCUAUUAGUAAGUAGAGUGGCUGAAACUUCUCAGCAGGUGCACCUGAGCCAGUGACCCUAGGAGGGUAACCUGAGGCCAAACAUUUUCCUACACUGGCUGCAUCUUCCCUGAAAAUAAGCCUGAUGCUUAUUUGAGAGGAAGCCUGGGACUCUUCGAUGAACCUGGUCCAGAAAGCUCUGGGGUGGCUGAAUUCCUGUUCCCUUCCUGAGAUAGGACUUCCAUGCUUUGUAAUAAGGGACAUUGAGGUCCUGAUGCAAGUAUUCAUCUUGUCAGUGAGGCCUUCUUUGACUGUCAUCUUUAAUAAUUAAGCCACCCCAUGCAAAUUUCCUAUCCGUAUUACUAUAUUUUUCUUCAUAAUACGUAUCAAGAUCUGGCAUGCUAUAUACUCUACUUAUUCUUUUGCUUAUAAUCUUCACCAUACUGCCCUCUUCACUAGAAUGUAAGUCCCUUGAGAGAUGUAUUUUUCUGCUUCGGUCUACUUUGAUCACUACUGUAUCCCCAAGCUUCUAGAACGGUGCCUGGCACAAAGUAUAUCUGUAUAAAGUAAUAUUCCUUGGCUCCACUGCUGUUAUGGGAGACCCUCAAAGAAUUUUCUUUACUUCCUUGGGUGUAAAGAAAGUAAAGAAAAACCAGUAUAUAUAUGUAUUAUCAUACAUGUAAGAAUGCAGGAACAUGUAUUGAUGACAAUAACAUAUACUUUGAACCAAAAGAUGCAGAAUGGUGGAAUGGUAUGUUUUAGGAAUCAGUCCAGAUGUGAGUUUUUUCCAAGCAACUUCACCAAAACCAUAUAAUGGGGUGCAUUUUUUUUUUUUUUUUUUUUUCUGUACGCAGGCCUCUCACUGUUGUGGCCUCUCCCGUUGCGGAGCACAGGCUCCGGACGCGCAGGCUCAGCGGCCAUGGCUCACGAGCCUAGCCGCUCCGCGGCAUGUGGUAUAUUCCCGGACCGGGGCACGAACCCGUGUCCCCUGCCUCAGCAGGCGGACUCUCAAACACUGCGCCAACAGGAAAGCCCUGGGGUGCAUUUUCUUUAAGAGCGUCUCUAUAAUCAUUUUCUAGAAAGUAUAGUUAUCUGAAUUAACGUUUUUAUAUGAAGAACAUAAUGUCUUUGUGGUUUUAAAGACAACUGUGAAAUAAAAUUGUUUCACCUGCUGAAAAAAAGAGAAAUCCUUCUUUGGGAUUCAGCAGAUCAAAGACAAACUGUCUUCACUUCCUGCCAUUCUCUGAGGGCUCCUUCUGGUGACUCCCAGUUUUCUCUCCCCUGCAAAAACCUUUGCUUUUGUUAAAACUCGGAUUGCUGCUUCUUCAUAAAUUUUUUUCAUUAAUGAUUAUUGGUACAUACAUUAUUUUAUUUUAUUUUUAUAUGCCAAAUAAGGCAAGUGACACAUUGUGUCACAUCAAGAUAGUCUGCCCUCUCUGAAUUUCAAACUUAGCGUCAUUCUGUCAGGAAAGACAUGCAGCCUGGUUGGUUUCAGGGGUAGCGGUUAACAGGAAAUGACAAAUCUCCCUCCCCUCAAAGUACUGUUUUCUGAAUUAACAUUUCUCCCAGUAGAGAAACACUGGUGUCUGAGGACUUCUCCACAUGGGCCAAGGCUCCCAUUUCACCCCUGCAGUUAGAGGGACCGAGCACUAGAGGGCGGUGCUGUCGAUGCCAUUCGCAGCUCAUCCAGCGGUAGGACCCUGUGGACUUCUGAGUGGAGACAGUUGUGUUCGCAUUUGGCUAGUCUUUUUUCUUCACCUGCUCCGAUUUUCUCAAACUCCCUUGCCUUCCGAAAUUUCAAUCACUGUUUCACUGCCCAUCGUCUCCUCUCUGGCCAUAGUAGAUGGAGUAUUCUAUCUAGUCCAACCAAUGAAGGGACGAAUUACUGCCAAACUUGCCUCCAGCCUAAACGCCUUUAAAUCUGCACUUGGAACCACGUGGCCUGAGAUCCUCUUCAAAAUACCAUCAAAAGGACCUCAUAGCAAUAAUCGCCACUAUCUAUUCAGUGCUGUGUACCACAGAAAGAUAAAAAUCGAAUUACUCACAUUGUUUUAUUUAAUCUAAUUUAAUUUAUUCAUGAACAUAUAUCAUUACCCCCUUUUUAGACGUGAAGCUGAGGCUCAGGGGAAAAUUAAUUCAAGUCACAUGGUUGGUAAGUGGCAAAGCCAGUACUGGAAAGCAAAUUUUUUUGACUCUAAAAUGUGUGUUCUUUCUUCCAUCUCAGCUCAUGUUCUCUCCAUGUUCCUUCUCCAUGUGUCCUUGCAAGUUCUCUUAACACAUAUUUACAGGUUUGAGGAUUCCUUCACCAGUUAAAGAGAUAUCCCCACCUCCGAGGGCUUGCCAGAUCUUGUAGAUUAUUCCUGCACAUUCUUUUUCUUUUCACUCAUUCCUUCAGCCAUUCGUGGUACAUAGUACUGUAGAGGAAAUGCUGUGUCACAUAUAGGCCACCUCUUACUUCAGAGGCUGAUGGAAGGAACAUGGCCCAGCAUCUGGGGCCCUUCCGUGUUUGAAUAGCUUCUGGUUUCUUCACCUCUAGUCACAUCAUCUUGUAAUCUUUCUGACACAGCUAAAGAAGUGUACUUCAAAACUCAGUUUGAAAUGUAACUCCUCUGCUCAAAGUUCUUCAGAAGAUCUUCCAUCCCCUUAAUCUGAAUUUCAAACCAUUACUCAACAUUAUGUACAAUUUUCGAGCUCACUAAAAAUUCAUUUCUAUCCGGAAUGAAUGUUUUAUACCCAAUUAAACAAGUUCUUCUUUCCUCAGAGAGAAGUUCCCAUUUCCAUGCCUGCGGCCUCUUUUCUUGCCUCAGUUUUAUUCUUUAAUGCCCAUUCUUGGUUCCUUUGAUCUGAUAUAUUGUUUUUCUCUAAACUCCCACAGCUUUUUUAUUUAUACUUGUUUUGUGUUUUUACUUUCCCACCAUAUAUUUUUUAGGGGGUGCGUGUGGUUUCUUUUCUGAACAUCUCCAUCUCCCCAAGAGUAGUAACUAUCACACUGUAACCUAGCACAUUUUCAACACCUAGCUUGUAAACUUCAGUAUUUGUUGAUUUGUCCUGGAGAGUGGAAAGAUCUGUGGUGUUUUUUUUGUUGUUGUUGUUUUUGUUGUUGUUUUAGAACAACUUUUUAUAGAUGUCAAGAUAGGAAAUGAAAAACAGCCAAUUUGUAUCUUUCCUUUUCCACAAUUGACAGCUUCCUGUGUUCAGGCCUUGACAGUGUUUUGUACCAAGGAGCUUUGUCUUGAUAUGUUUCCUGCUCCAAACAAUAUGUGACUUAAUGACAAAUUCUAAAAUUCUACUGGCAUCCUCUUAAAAGUUGUCCAUAUGAUGCAUAUCAAAUAAAUUAAUUUUAAUACAA